AUGUGGGCAUGUUCGGGCCCCUCGGGGCCCAAAGAGAUAUCCGUGGUCGGCUGCUUCCGGGGGCCAGCGAACGGGAACCUGCACAUCCGGCACAGCCAGAAGAACGGGUUCUUCGUGAGCGACCUGGAGCUGAUCGACUGCGCCAGCAUCGGGGACGUCCGGGCCGUGCUCGAGACGGGCAUACACAAUCGGCGGGCUGCGCCGCACGCGCUGAACACGAACUCCUCGCGCUCGCACGCCCUCUUCACCCUCCACAUAGACUCCGAGGGCGUGGGCGGCGGCGAGUCCCGGCACGGGAAGAUCACCUUCGUGGACCUGGCCGGCAGCGAGCGGCUGAAGGAGAGCCUCUCCGAGGGCAACGCGAUGAAGGAGACUCAGGCCAUCAACAAGUCGCUCUUCACGCUUGGGGCCGUCAUCUCGCAG
Molecule: messenger RNA, 423 nt
Organism: Prorocentrum cordatum
Lineage: Eukaryota; Dinophyceae; Prorocentrales; Prorocentraceae
Source: the annotation of a GenBank genome assembly